Trypanosoma rangeli is the source of this 723-nucleotide messenger RNA. RefSeq lists its product as uncharacterized. Bases 1 to 723 code for a protein of 240 amino acids. The transcript has a single exon. The record is from RefSeq and is a predicted model, not a curated record. Lineage: Eukaryota; Euglenozoa; Kinetoplastea; Trypanosomatida; Trypanosomatidae.
AUGAAGCGGUUUUGGAGCCCGUUUUGUCGUGGUCUUGUUGGGCCAAAUCUCCAAAUGUAUGGUUUUAGUCAGGUUUUUGACAGCAUUCGGACCGAUGAUAAUGACUUUACGUGUCAGGUAAAUGGUCAAGUGGGUGGUACCAGACUUAUCGAGGACUUCUUUAUUGUGAUUCUCUGUGGCUUUGACUUUGUUGAUGUGAAGGUGGAGUCAUCUUCUAUGACCGAUGCGGUACGCGACCCGUGCAACUUUAAGGGCUUCUACGUGCUUGCGCACAGCCGACCCUUCUUGGGAUGGGCUCCUUUCGUCGUUGCACCCAGCCUGGAAAUAGAACCUCAUGACAAGGGAUCCGUUGUAUCCAGCUUUGACAGGAGCGAGCCGUCAGAGUUGCAAGAAGACUCCAGCGGAAACCAAUUGCUUGUUCAUUCUAGGAAUUCUAAUGCAGAGCAACCAAGGCGGUUGCUGAAGGUCCCAUUCACAUCGCGAAUUGAAGAGCAUGAAGGCGGUUUAUCUCACAUGACUCUUCGUUCUCCUAUUUUUGACGUUAUUAUGGGUGAUCACAACUGCCCUGCCACCUUGAAGCAUUGCCUUCAGAACAAAGAGGCAAUUGAGGCGAUUGUGCGCCUCCGUCGCGCGAAUGUGCGUCCGGAGUUGAUCACCGACAAGACACUACUGGCAAUCACUACCAAGAAGGAAUCCUGGGCCUCUGCGUUGGGAAUUCUUUAG